Panicum hallii is the source of this 1734-nucleotide messenger RNA. RefSeq names its product probable inactive leucine-rich repeat receptor kinase XIAO. The transcript has a single exon. Bases 189 to 1535 code for a protein of 448 amino acids. Gene Ontology annotation, molecular function: protein binding. The record is from RefSeq and is a predicted model, not a curated record. NCBI's taxonomy places the organism in Eukaryota, Viridiplantae, Streptophyta, Magnoliopsida, Poales, Poaceae.
AGGUGUGUGUGUGCAGCUGCCAAAAGCCCAAAACCUCAUCGCUCUGGCCGGUCCACAGCUCACUCUCCACGGCGAUCCUUCCCCUCGGUCGCUCAAAGCGAGAGCCAAAGCCAACCCCUCCGGCGACUUUAGCGCCGAUCUCGAAGCCGGAGCCGACACCGCGCGAGCUCUCCUCGAUCGAUGCGACAAUGGCCUCGAUUGGCCGUCGCGUCCUCCUGCUAGCGCUGCUGCCGCCCCUCCUUCUCCUGCUCGCGCUCCGGCGCGCGGCGGCGCUGCCCGCGCCCGCGGUCACGUUCCCGGGCGACAAGGCUGCGCUGGCGGCGCUCAAGUCCGCGGUGGCCGCGUCCUCCGUCCCGCCCUACUCCUGCCUCGCGUCGUGGGACUUCGCGCGCGACCCCUGCGCGGCGUUCCCCUGCGGCAUCCGCUGCUACGCGCCAGCCACCGCCGCCAACUCCUCCUCCUACCUCCGCGUCAUGGCCGUCGCGCUCGACCCCGCGGGCUACGCGGGCGCGCUCCCCGCUGCCGUCCUCUCCUCGCUCCCGUUCCUCGCGUCGCUGUCGCUCGCCGGCAACCGGUUCCACGGCACGCUCCCGGAGGGGGUCCCGCUGCCGCCGGCUCUCCGCGUCCUCGACCUCUCCGGGAACGCCUUCUCCGGCGCGAUACCGGCGUCCCUCUUCACCGCCUCCUCCGGGCUGCAGGAGCUCUACCUCUCCGGGAACGCCUUCUCCGGCGGGAUCCCGCCGCAGCUGGCGCUCCUGGGCGCCCUCGCGCGGCUGGAGCUGCAGCACAACGGCCUCACGGGGCCCCUGCCGCGGCAGCUGGGCGCGAUGCGCGCGCUCUACCACCUCGACGUCAGCGGCAACGCGCUGUCGGGCCCGCCGCUCGGCGCGGCGCCGGGGCUGCUGCCGCCGUCGCUCCUGUCGUUCGCGGCGCGCAACAACUCCUUCUCCGGGCCGCUGCGCGCCGCGGCGCUGGGCGCGCUCCCCGCCCUGCGGGUGCUGGACCUCACGGGCAACACCGUGUCCGGCGCGGUCCCCGGCGCCGCGCUCGCGCACCCGGCGCUGCAGCAGCUGCGCCUGGGGUCUAACCGGCUCGACGCGGUCGAGGAGGCGCCCGGCGGCGGGUCCGCGAGCCAGCUCGUCGAGCUCGACCUCAGCGGCAACCGGAUCGCCGGGCGGCUGCCGGGCUGCCUCGGCGCGAUGCCGCGGCUGGCGGCCGUCGCGCUCGACCGGAACCGGUUCACCGGUGGCAUCCCCGACCGGUACGCCGUCCGUGCGGCGGCCGAGGAGGCCACCGACCAGUGGGUGCCAUUCGCCAGGCUGAUGCUGCAGGGGAACUAUCUCUGUGGAGCGCUGCCGAGCCAGCUGAGGCAGCUCAAGGAGGGCGGCGCAGCGGUGAGCCUGGCGGACAACUGCCUGCCGAGGUGUCCGCGCAAGUUCUUCUUCUGCCAAGGGGCGCCGCAGAAGGACCACGCCACGUGUCCCAAGUGCGAGACUUCGUUCCACCGCGAGGACGCUCUGCUGCGGAUGCCCUGACUGUAAAUACCGCGCUGCCACUAGUUUCGUUGACUUACAUUUAUGAUCGCAUCCUGAAAGUCUGCAACUCCAGGCGCUUGUACGGAUUACCCAAAGAGCUAGAGAAGUAGUGCAAGCUCUGCAGAUGAACUGAAUGUGCUGCAAACCAAUUGCCUGGCCUGUUUGAGCUGAAUAAGUCCCUGUCAGUCUAUCACCAACA